Messenger RNA from Contarinia nasturtii (swede midge), 1779 nucleotides. RefSeq names its product transcriptional adapter 3-like. Gene Ontology annotation, biological process: regulation of transcription by RNA polymerase II. The transcript is spliced from 4 exons. Gene Ontology annotation, cellular component: SAGA complex. The record is from RefSeq and is a predicted model, not a curated record. Lineage: Eukaryota; Metazoa; Arthropoda; Insecta; Diptera; Cecidomyiidae. The coding region runs from base 180 to 1721 and encodes 513 amino acids. Gene Ontology annotation, molecular function: transcription coactivator activity.
AAAUAUACUAUAUAUGUGUACGAUAGUUUUGACAGAUUUUUAUCAGUUUAUUUGCAGCUAAAACAGUAUUUCAUGUGUUUUUAUUUAUGUCGGACGCCAAACAACGCUCGUGUAGAAAAUAGUUUCAUCAUCUCGAUUUAUUUGUUUGUGACAAGGAAAAAAAAUUGUGGAUUAAAGCAAUGACAGGCAAAAAGAUAACAAAUUAUUCGGGGAAGGGUCGAAAUAGUUUUCAAAACGCAAGUAAUCAAAUGGUUAGUACAAGCAAAAAUCCUAUAAAACAGAUGAACGCAACGACUGCUGUAACAUCUAGUCCAAUGGCUGGCAAUUCAAGUAGUACUCCAGCUGUAACAGUGACAAGUACCGCUUUGCCAUUGUCUAUGUCAACACUCAUAAAAACUAGUGAAAAUAUCAAGUAUCUUCCACGUUAUACAAGUGCGUUAACCAAAUCAGCAAUUGAACUAUUUCCAGCCGAAGAAUUAGAUGGCAUUCAGUUAGAGUUGGAGAUAUUACUUUCGACUGUAGCAUUGCGUUAUAAAAGUUUGAAAAGUGGUUUUGAUUCAUUGGAUCGUGAAGAUAAAACACAUAAAAAGAAUGAGAAACAUACAUCCGCUGCAUUCGGUAAGCGCAAAAUGACUAAAGAAGCAAAAUCCUCAAAUCAAUCGGCCAAAAUUAUAAAAAUAAAGGCCAGCGCAUCUGAUUCACCGGCUCAUUCACAGCAUACCGACGAUAAUGCGGAUACUUCGCCAACAUCACAUCAAAAUAGUCAAUCAUCAACAACUAGUCAACAGAAUCCAAAAGUGUUAGUCCCAAAAAAUGAUAUACCCAAUAAAUUCUGGCUAUCUGUUGAACCAUAUUGUAUGCCAAUUACUCAAGAAGACGUCAAGUUACUAGAUGAUAUGAUUGAAGAGUAUUCGGGGCCAUUGGUACCACCAGUACCAGAAUUGGGACCACAUUAUGCUUCACGAUGGGCCACAGAAGAUUUACGUGAAGAACAAGACAGCUCUAAUCUAAAUGCCAAAGGAAAUAAACGCUUCACAAAUGCAGCUAAUCCAGAAGUAAAUAGCAUGCUGAAGAAAGGCGAAAAGGUGGCCAGUGAAAAAAUGAUGGCAGAAGGUAUUACCGGACCACUAACGCAACGACUUGUGGCGGCUUUACUUGAAGAGAAUUUACUAAAUUCAAAAAUUGGUGAUAUUAUUGGAUCAAGCGAUGGUAGCAUGGCGAAUGAAAGCAAUGACAGUUGUGGUGAAAACAACUUAUCAUCAGCCAAUCGGAGCAAUGCUUCGGUUUCGAUGCCAAUAGCAUCUCUUUUAAAAAAUGGUAUAGACGUUGAAAUACGUUUGAAAAAAGAAUUAUUCGAGUUGGGAAUCCUUGACAUCAGUGAUUUUCCCAAGGAAAAAGAUGAUGAAGUCUUGAAUGAAAUAAAACGCGUCCGCACUGAAUUGGAAUCAAUUUCUGAGUACAAUUUAAACGAAUUGAAGCAAUUACGAAUUGCUGCCAAAGAGGAAAUGCAACGUUUGGAAAUAAAGCGAAAACUUGAUGCUGUUGAUCAAGAAUUGAUUGAAUCAUACAAAAGAGUGUGGGCUGCCAAACAAAAACGUCGUCCAUUAACCAAGCAAGAGAAGAAUGAAAUCUAUCGCUUAAUCGAAGAACAAAAGCGACUUGGGGAUCAACUAGAAUCAAUGCCAUUUCCCGGCAUAUGUCAGCAAAAAUCAAAUGACUAAUUGUAACACAUAUUUAAUGUAUUUCAUUGGAAUUUAAUAAAGUCACUUACCUAGCAAA